Molecule: messenger RNA, 2538 nt
Organism: Balaenoptera acutorostrata (minke whale)
Lineage: Eukaryota; Metazoa; Chordata; Mammalia; Artiodactyla; Balaenopteridae
Gene: REELD1
Product: reeler domain containing 1
Exons: 7
Coding region: 1-1599 (532 amino acids)
Molecular function (GO): oxidoreductase activity, acting on metal ions
Source: RefSeq, a predicted model, not a curated record
AUGAGGGUCCCCGCUGCCCUCGCAGGCUGGGCUUGUGCCGCUCUCUGCCUGGCAUCCAGCUCCUCUGCCUUUUCCCAUGGGGCCGGCUCGGUGGCCUGUGUGGACAUGCACCCCAAGCACAUUCCAGCCCAGCCUCAGAACCCCAGGACCCACCACAUCACCAUUCUCAGCGGCAGCUCUUCCUACUCACCGGCUGAUUCACUUCCUCUGGCUGUGUGGAGCAGUCGUGAUUUCAUGGGCUUUCUACUUCAGGCCCGAAGAGAGUCUGAUCAUCAGAUAGCUGGCACUUUUGCUUUCACUCCUCCUCAUUCCAAACCGAUGGCUUGUUUUGAAGAGGCUGACACAGUCACCCACGUGGACAAGUCCCGGAAGAGAAAUCUGUCGUUUGCGUGGCGGACCCCCGCCCACGCCGUAGGGGACGUCAGGUUCCUUUUAUCAGUGGUCCAGUCAUAUUUCGUUUACUGGGCAAGGAUUGAAUCACCUGUCGUGUCUCAACAGACACACAGUAGAGCUAGUUCCGACAGCCACGUGGAGCCUGGCUCACCUAUGCCAGCCCCUGGGCAGAGGCCGGAGGGCAUGGAAGGAACCGCCCCAGUGUCUCUGGGCCUCCGCUUGGCCCCCAGGGUCCCCGUCACUCUUCCUCAGCAGCGCACAGAUGUCUCUGCUGUGGCCGUCCCUGGAGCUGCAGAAGAGGACAGCUUAGAUCCUGUUCCUGCCAAUGUUCAGGUGACAGAAUUUCCUGGGGCUGCAGAGACUCCAUUCCAAGCAUCUUCACACAUAGCUGCCGUAGUCAGCGAUGGCCACCAACCCAGCGGGGACAGCACCCCAACCCUGGAACCAUCCCUGGAUGUUCGUGGGCUGGAGAGGUUCAUGGCCAUCAGGGGAUUCUCCUCAGAGAGCUUUGCUUCCAGCCCUAGCACCCACCACGGGACUCAGAAUGAUCCAAGCUUUGAUUCAUUGGAAACUUGCCUACCCUCGGAUAGGGAUGAACAGGACAAGAUGAAGGGCUCAAACAGGACGGUGAAGAGGCCUCCUCUGUACAUGGUCCAUCUUUCCUAUCCUCGCCUCUGGUCCUCUGGGGCACUCACUGGACAUGGGGCCAGGGUGGCCAAUCCAACCCCUGUCCUCCACACCUCUGCCACCUCCAGGCCACCCACUGCCAGUGGCCAGUCAGAGGCAUCAAGACCCUCUGCUAGCUUCCUGCCUCAGUCACAGCACAAGGAGCCCAAAGUGAGCGAGGGCAAUGGAGAGAGUCACGUGGGACACCCCAGGAAGACCAACCCAAGGCCUGAGCUUGGGCAAGAUGAAGCCAGGGCCCCUUUGGGGAUCCAGCUCGGGACUCUGCAGCUGGGAAUCCUGCUUUGCCUUUCGGCUGCUUUGGGCAUGGCUGUGGCUGUUGGCCUUCUCUACCUGCAUACCCAGUCUUGCCACGAGUGGACGGAAGUAUCCUUUAGUGAGCCUGCUGGGGACGCAGCUGCCAGGAGUGACGGAGGCGAGAUCGUGCAUGUCAGGAGGAUUGGGGAGAACAGUUUUGUUUCGGUUGAAGCAGAAUACAACUGGAUCACUCCCGCUGUGGGGAGCAAGAAAACAGUCCUCUGAGAAGGCGUCUCAGUGUCCCCCUUAGACCCUGUAGAGUGUCUCAGCCAGAACAGAGCUACUGAGACUAGCUGAUGAGGAUGGGGAUUCACUGUGCCUCCCAUCAGGGAGCAGUUAGUGGAGGGAGCAGCAAAAGGACAGGUUUAUCAACAGAGGGAAUUAUUUUCCGGCUUUGUUGUCUUAACAUCUGUAAUUUAGCAGCUUUUUUUCUUUCUUUCUUUUUUUUUUUUUUAGCAGCUUUUUUUCUUUUUGCAAUUAGACGUUCUGUUUGAAGACUUAAACUCAACACAAUGAAUAUUGUAUAACCUGCUCGUUAACUAGACUCCCGUGGCCACUGAGCUUCCUCCGUUGCCUUAAGGAACCCACAGAAAUAGAACUUCUGUCCCUCCUCAGCGUGUCAGCCUCAUCGACUCUCUUUGAAAAAAAAGUAGCAUUGAGGUUGAGUCUCUUGCAAGAAAAAGGACUGCAGCCCUCCCUUUGCCUCUUCAAACCACCCCCAAAGAAGUUCUGUUUUCCAAACUGGAGUUCAAAGGUGGCUCUGAUGUCGUUGCCUGGGUGAGUGCAAGGGUAUUCAGCCUUCUUGGACACUCAGAAGCCUGGCAAAUCUGCCAUGGAAAUUGAUCCAAAGCAAGGAAGAGUUUAGAGAGUUUGAUUACCCACAUCUGUGGGAAAACAUACAUGCGGCAGGAGGCCAUAAACACCAGAGAGGGGUAAGCAAGCCUCUUCAUCAGAGGUAAAUGGAUCUGAGAUCGCCCAUCCAUUUACACUUGAUGAAAGAUUUAUGUAUCCCAACGACUAGCAGACAUCUUGCCUUUUGCGAAAGGUCAAUCUGAAAAAAAUGAUGAUACCAACACAGUUUUAAGAAGAGUCUUUACCCAUCUAAGAAAGCAAGAUGGACGAAGACCAUCUACCCGCCCUCGUGACUUCAUGAAGAUCACUUUG